ACCUGCGGGGCCGGGGCCGGGCUGGGGGCCCCUGCCCAGCUGAGCCUGGGUGAGGAGAAGCGGUAAAGUUCUGGGACCCUCCCCGCAGAGCUGCGCUGUGUCCCGGGGCGCCCCUGGGCCCUGGUCGGGGGGAGUCCUGGGGUCUCUGUGGCCUUUCUCCAUCGGAGGCAGGUGCCUGGCCCAGCUGGGGUGUCUCCUUGGGGCUCCCCCAGGCUCUGAGCUGGGCUCCCUUCCCCUGCAGAGUCCAGGGCCGCUGGGCGCCCCAGGUGCGGCUGGGGGGAUCCCCCAAUGGUGCAUUAACCCCUUUUCUCCCGGCAGUGGCUGGUGCUGGCAGCAAGGGGUGACCCGGCUCAGCGCCUCCCCAUGGGCCAAUCCCAGCAGCUCCCCUCGGGAGCCACGGUGACCCUAAGGAGCCCCUCCUCAAAGGACUCUGCCUUGUUCCCCCUGCCCGGGGCCCCUCCCCCGCCAGUGCCCCCGCCCCCGCCCUUAGGGGAUGCACUGGUGCCCACCCCGCGCCGUAGCAAGCUGCGCAGCGUCCACUGGACAGCGAUCCCGGCGGAGCGGGUGCGCGGGCACCGCAGCGUGUGGACGGCCAGCAGCUGGCAUGACCGCACCCCCCUGGACGUGGAGCACCUGGAGAAGCUCUUUGGGGAGCAGCCAGGCUGGGGCCCCCGGGGACCCGCACUGCUGGGCCGGCCCCAGGGCCAGGUCUCUCUCCUGGACUCAAAGAAGAUCCUGAAUCUGGAGAUAUUUUUGAAGCAGUUUAAGAGGCCUGUGCAGCAGAUCGUGGCUGAUCUCCAGGCCGGUGCCGGUGCCCUGUACGGGGCUGAGAAGCUGCUGGAGCUGUGCAAGAUGCUGCCCGAUGCAGAAGAGGUCAGAAAACUGAGGGCGUUCCAGGGCCCCUGGAGCCAGCUCUCGGACGCCGAGACCUUCUCGCUGUUGCUUGUGGGGGUUCCCAGCUACGACCGGCGCCUGGAGCUGCUCGUCCUGAAGGAGGAGUUUUUCCCCCAGCUCAACUCGCUCAAGUGCUCCAUCCGGAUCCUGACCGAGGCAGCUCGAGAGCUGCUGGGGUGCGAGGAGCUGCAUGUCGUCCUCCGCCUUGUCCUGAGAGCCGGCAACUAUAUGAACACGGGUGGCUAUGCUGGCCAUGCCUCAGGCUUCCGGAUGACAUCUCUCCUCAGGCUGGCAGACACCAAGGCCAACAAGCCCGGCAUGGACCUGCUGCACUUCGUGGCCAUGGGGUCACUCUGUGUCUUGCCCCAGGAGGCUGAGCGGAAGGACAAGAGCCUGCUGGAUUUCCCGAGCAAACUGGAGCACGUGGGGCCGGCAUCACGGAUCCAGGAGCUGGAGGUGGCGUCGGAGCUGCAGGGCCUGGGUCAGCGCUUGGCGGGGGCCCGCAGCAGCCUGCUGGAGCUGGGCGCGGAGCAGCUGGAGCCCUUCCUGCGGCUGGCGCAGGCGGAGCUGGGCGCGGUGCAGGCUGCCCUGGAGCUGCUGCGCCAGGCCACGGCUGCGCUGUGCGACUUCUUCUGCGAGGACCAGGCGCUGUUCUGCCUGCAGGAGGUGUGUGCCGUGCUGCACGCCUUCGGGGGGCGCUUCCAGACUGCCGUGCAGGAGAACCAUGCGCGGCAGCAGGCGGAGCAGCGCCGGCAGCAGCUGGAGCGGCAGCGGCAGGAGAAGCGUCGCUCCAUCGCCACGUGCUCCGCCCGGGAGCCGGAGCUGCGGGAUGUGGAGCUCGAUGUCCUGUUCACGCGCACGCCCCAGCCGUGCCGCCGGAGCCGGGGCCCCCGCCCAAGCACUGGGCCCUGUGCCAGCCUGGCGUCUGGGGCCGGGGCGUGCCCCGACCAGGCUGCCAUGGCUGGGCCCUUGGCCAGGGGGUCGGGCCAGGCCGGCCAGAGGCGCCUGAGCCGGCGCCACACGCUUGCCACCCUCCCAGUCCCCCCCGAGCCCCAGGACUCCCUGGGCCCCGCGCCUGCUCCCCCCAGCCACACCUCCCCGCUAGGGCCCCCUGCCGCCCCCGUGGGCAGGAAAGGGGGCCUCCUGUCCUGGCUCCCUGAGCACCUUCCAUCCUCAGGGGCCUCGCCAAAAGGCUGCUCCCCCGACACCACACCCUCCCGCUGUUUCCCCAGCCUCUCCCAUAAGAAGGGGCCCCCCAAGGGGGCUGAGGAGCAGGCUGGCCCCAUCUCCCCCAAGGGCGUCUCCACCCUCGUUGGCUACUUUUGGCACCUCAGCCUGGCCGAGAAGCCGCUUGGGUCCUCCCAGAGCUGAGGGGGCCAUGGUGCCGGGCGUGGGGGUAGCUUUGCGGCCCCCGCCCCUCCUGGCCAGGGGCGCAAGGCUGCCUUGGGGCUUUAAUGGGGAGACUGCUGGGGGGCCCUGUACUCAUGCCCCGAGGCCUGUCCCCCCAAUGCCGUUGUCAGGGCCUGGGACGGCCUGGAGCCAUCUUGCGGCCUGGGGACUUUGGUCCCCACCCUCCCCUCAGGGUGCCCUGGCCCCUGCCUUGGGCCGCCCCUCAGGCACCACCAGCCGCUCGGCCGUUUUAACUGUCCCUGUCAGCGCCCGUUGCUGGGGUUGUUUGUUAAUAAAUCACGAGGAACAUU
Messenger RNA from Chelonia mydas (Green sea turtle), 2594 nucleotides. RefSeq names its product FH2 domain-containing protein 1. NCBI's taxonomy places the organism in Eukaryota, Metazoa, Chordata, Testudines, Cheloniidae. The coding region runs from base 364 to 2265 and encodes 633 amino acids. The record is from RefSeq and is a predicted model, not a curated record. The transcript has 10 exons.